AUGCCUCACAAACACAAAAGGAAACGUGAAGACCAGGAGGAAUCCAACUUCGACCUGCCUCCAUCUUCCCGCGCACGCACUCUGUCGGUGCAUCAGAAAUCAGAAACGAUAUUCGAGUCGUCCAAAGACAAAAAAUCCAAACGCGAAGCCAAAAAGGCGGCCAAGAAGUCCGGUCUGAAGGAUGACACACCCAAAUCCUUUGCGCGGCUCAUGGCCUUCCACCAACACGGCCAACGUCUACCGUCCGGGCUGGACGACGGCACUACGAUCAAGACCGGGAAAAAGAAGACGAAGAAGAACGGCAGGGACAGCAGCAACACCAACGUCAACGACGAGGAGGACGACGACGACAGCAACAACAACAGCAAUACCAACGUCAACGCCACCGAACCCCUCCAAAUCCUCCCCGGCGAACGACUGUCCGAGUUCGCGGCCCGCGUCGACCAGUCCCUCCCGCUGACGUCUGUCCCGCGACACCAGACGCGCAUCAACAAGAUCCCCGGGCUGGAGAAGAUCAAGACGCCGCUGACGAAACACAACAAGCGCCUCGCGCGACUGCAGAGCGAGUGGCGCAACGCCGAGGCCAAGCGGCGCGCGGCGCAGGAAGAGGAGGACGAGGAGCUGGCGGACCGACGCGAGGAGGACGACCUGCUGUGGCUGGGCGCGGGCGUCGACAAGGACCGUCUGCGGAGGUCGGGUUUGGGUGGCGGCGGGAAGAAGAAAAACAAGGACAAAAAGAAACACGACCCCGACGACGUCGACCCCUGGAAGCAGCUCGAGAGGAAACGGCGCGAGGAGGGGGAACUGCGACAGAAGAAUCUGCAGGACGUGGUCCUCGCGCCGCCGGUCCUGAAGAGCGUCAAGAACAUCUUCAAGGACAAGGGUGAGCGCAGUGUCCGUGCCGAGAAGAUUGGGACUGUGUCGGGGGUUAUCAUGACUUGA
Molecule: messenger RNA, 942 nt
Organism: Exophiala spinifera
Lineage: Eukaryota; Fungi; Ascomycota; Eurotiomycetes; Chaetothyriales; Herpotrichiellaceae
Exons: 2
Coding region: 1-942 (313 amino acids)
Source: RefSeq, a predicted model, not a curated record